AUGGCUAUCACCCAUGUUCUAGUAUUCCUUGUCAACCUUAUAGCUCUGUUAUUCUCUGUCAUAAUCAAUCCCUCUGGCGCUGUGUUCUUGAGCAUCGAUUGUGGCUUCAAUGGUUCAUCCACUUACAAACACAAAAAUUCGAUCUUAUGGAGCGGGGACGAUGCAUACAUUAACAAUAAGCAUGAAUCCCAGGCUCUGCAGUACAUGGACACCGAAGACGACUGGAGCACCAGCAUUAGAAUCUUCCCAACAUUGAAGAAAAACUGUUACACCAUCCCAGUUGACAAAGCUGGCCAAAGAAUUCUGGUUCGAGCAAGUUUCUAUCAUUGGGGGUUUUAUGAUAACAAGACUUCUCCGACCUUUGAGCUUCAGUUUGAUGGCACCUACUGGGCUACCGUUAACAAACCGAAUAUUGCUUCUUAUGAGGCAAUCUAUAUUGCCAAGCAGAAUACAACUACCAUAUGUCUUGCUCGAGUUGAAGAUGAUCAGAUCCCAUUCAUUUCUGCACUGGAAAUUCGAAGCUUACAUUUCAACAUGUACAGCCAUAUCAAUCCCAAUUAUGCUUUGCUUUUGGCAAAUCGGAUUUACGAUGGUGCAAAUCAAACUCUCAGAUAUCCAAAUGAUGCCUAUGAUCGAAUUUGGGAGCCGGUGACUGGAACUUAUUGGGGAAUAGGGCUAACCACCAGAGGACUUCCAGACGACAAGAACGUACCGAUUUACAUCACAACUUACUUCUCUGAAGUCGACAAAACGGUGAAACGAUCCGUCCAAGUUUGGAUAGACAGCAAGCAUUAUGGUCAACCUGUGGUUCCACCUUUUGGAAGCGUGGCCGUAGUGUACAUCACCAACAUGACGGCAUCUUCUAAUACUAAUUUCAGCGUACAGGCAGCUGAUGAUUCCUCCAUUCCUCCCCUCAUCAAUGCCUAUGAAGUUUAUAGCAUCGCCGGACCUUUAGCACAAGGAACCAAAACCAAAGAUGUGGAAGGACUAACAGCACUGCAGAGAGGAUUUGAUGUACUAGAGAAAUGGAGUGGGGAUCCUUGUCUACCAUCAUCAUUUGCAUGGGAACGGUAUAAGCGGAAACUGUCUCUCGGGAAUGUCUUGUUCGCCGGCUUCUGGAUCAGCACCACCCUCACCAGGACUACAAACACCUGCUUCCGGUGGUCCUAA
Fragaria vesca subsp. vesca is the source of this 1170-nucleotide messenger RNA. RefSeq lists its product as uncharacterized. Bases 1 to 1170 code for a protein of 389 amino acids. The record is from RefSeq and is a predicted model, not a curated record. The transcript has 5 exons. NCBI's taxonomy places the organism in Eukaryota, Viridiplantae, Streptophyta, Magnoliopsida, Rosales, Rosaceae.